Messenger RNA from Seminavis robusta, 1170 nucleotides. NCBI's taxonomy places the organism in Eukaryota, Bacillariophyta, Bacillariophyceae, Naviculales, Naviculaceae. The record is from the annotation of a GenBank genome assembly.
AUGAAGAUUAUCUGCCUACUCCUUGCCCUUGGCGCCGUGGCUGCCGAUCCCCGUGGCACUGCCAGGGGAAUUCGGGGUCAGCCUGAGCGAAAACUGCAAAUGGAUAUGAAUAAAAACGACAAGGGAGGCGCCGGUGGCGGUGGCGGUGGCGGUGGCGGCGGCGGUGGUGGUGGUGGCGGCGGCGGCAUUCCUGUUAACGAAGAAGCGGGUGGUAUGGUCAACCCCGUCAGUGGCCUUCAAGAAUUCCAUCCCUGUGAGCCUAAUCCACAGGCAGCCACCGACUAUGUGGGUACAUUUGGAUACCCCGAACAAGGGGACAUGGAAUGCUUUGCAGAUCCCGUCAAUGCAUGCCCUGGUGGAUGCUGUCGUUAUGCCAACUGGUUUGUCUGCGACGAAAGCAACGGACAGCCACACAUGCCUUGUGUGUGCAAUGCCAAUACCAGUCCUGUCAUUGAUAUCGCUCCACCACCGAUUACCCCAGCCGAGCCUAUCACUCCAGCUGAGCCAAUCACCCCUGCCGAUCCAAUCACUCCCGUGGAUCCUGGUGUACCUCCUGGAGUACCUCCUGGUGUGCCUCCUUUUGAUCCCGAAGUGCCUCCUGAUAUGCCUCCAGGUUUUGGAAAUAAUUUCACCUUUGUACAAAUGACACCUGCACCCACAGAUGCUGCGCCUACGCCCACGCCCUUGACGCCAGAAGAAUUUCAAGAACUAUACCCCGAAGUGGCCAACCUCAUCGCAAUUCAAGAAGGUGCUCCACCCGGCACCAAUUCUCAAAUCAGUGGCGGUGGCAGCACUAAUGGAAAUUCGGGAGUGAGCGUCGUCUCCAAUGCCCAAGGGGCACCCAGUGGAGAUUCGGACGAAGACGACAACAGUAACGGGGCAGUUGUCAAUGGCGGCGGAGGAGGAGGAGGAGGAAGUAUCCCAAGUGGUCCGAUCGGCGUCGACUCUGGAAAUUCUGGGUUCCAUCCAUGUGAGAAAGACGCACAAUUUGCCCUUGACUGGGUCAACAAUUAUGGACAUCCUAUUCAAGGCGACCAGGGGUGCUUAGAGGAUCCAGUGGAUGGAUGUGGCGAUGGAUGCUGCCGAUAUGGUGACUGGUUUGUCUGCGAUAAGAUCGGCGAUGAUGCAGUGGCCCCACAAAUGCCAUGUGUGUGCAAUUCCAACACUUAA